Messenger RNA from Gasterosteus aculeatus aculeatus (three-spined stickleback), 2836 nucleotides. RefSeq names its product dnaJ homolog subfamily A member 3, mitochondrial. Gene Ontology annotation, cellular component: mitochondrion. Gene Ontology annotation, molecular function: heat shock protein binding; protein kinase binding; ATP binding. The record is from RefSeq and is a predicted model, not a curated record. Gene Ontology annotation, biological process: response to heat; mitochondrion organization; negative regulation of apoptotic process. NCBI's taxonomy places the organism in Eukaryota, Metazoa, Chordata, Actinopteri, Perciformes, Gasterosteidae.
GUCACCGACGUCUACACCGGUAGUGACGUGAAAAUGGCGUCUCCGGCCGCCCGGCUCUCCGUACGCCGCUUGUCUUGGGGACACCGGAGCGGUUGUUUCCCGAACGUCGUCGCCAGACAUGCGGCCGUAUGUUCGGCCGCGACGCCCCAGGCGCGCGGGGGCGGCGCGGCGGUCCGCCGCGGGCCGCGGACACCCGGGAGUGCCGUGACAUUGGGACCGCUGAGAGGCUUCAGAUGUCCUCCCGGCAUCUCCUGCCACUCCUAUCACACCAGCAGCCGGUCAGCGAGCAAGCAGGACUUGUACGACGUGUUGGGUGUGUCCCGCUCUGUAUCCCAGAAAGACAUCAAGAAGGCUUACUACCAGUUGGCCAAGAAGUACCACCCGGACACCAACCCGGAUGAGCCCGACGCCAAAGAGAAGUUUGCCCAGCUGGCUGAAGCCUACGAGGUGCUGAGCGACGAGGUGAAGAGGAAGCAGUAUGACACCUACGGCGCGGCCGGCUUCGAUCCCGGCCGAGCCGGGGCGGCGGGCCAGCAGCAGUACUACAGGGCGGGGGGGGCCAACAUCGACCCCGAGGAGCUCUUCAGGAAGAUCUUUGGAGAGUUUUCUGGAGGCAGGGGCUUCGCAGACAUCAACAACAUGUUUGAACAACGGCCCGAGUUUGUGAUGGAGCUGAGCUUCUCCGAGGCCGCCAAGGGCGCCAGCAAGGAGCUGAGCGUGAACAUGGAGGACACCUGUCCUCGCUGCGAUGGGCGGGGCAACGAGCCGGGCACCAAAGUCUCCCACUGCCACUACUGCAACGGCACCGGCAUGGAGACCGUCAACACCGGUCCGUUCAUGAUGCGGACGGGCUGCCGGCGCUGCGGCGGGAAGGGGUCCAUCACCAACACGGUGUGCGCUCUGUGCCGCGGGUCGGGCCAGAUGAAGAAGAGGCAGACGCUCACGGUGCCCGUUCCUCCUGGAGUGGAAAACGGUCAAACGGUUCGCAUGUCGGUGGGAAAAAAAGAAAUCCUCAUCACAUUCAGGGUCCAGAGGAGUCCGGUGUUCAGGCGCAGCGGAGCGGACCUCCACUCAGACGUGAUGAUCUCUGUGGCUCAGGCCGUCCUGGGGGGCACGGCCACGGCCCCCGGCCUGCACCAGACCAUCAGCAUACUGAUUCCGGCCGGUUGCCAGGGCGACCAGGUGAUCCGCCUCCAGGGGAAAGGCAUCCGGAGGAUGAGCACCUACAGCUACGGAGACCACUACGUGCACAUCAAGAUCAAAGUGCCCAAGAAGUUGACCCGCCGCCAGCGCUCUCUGCUGCUAAGCUACGCCGAAGACGAGACGGACGUUCAGGGGACGACAAACGGCGUCGAGCGGCCUGCAGCAGGGGGCAGCAGAAGCUCACAGUCCGGUCCCGGGUCCAACGGCUCGGGGGAGGAAGAGCAGCAGGAGAAGGACAAGAAGAAGGAGGAGAAGAAGAAGGAGGAGGAGGAGGAGGAGGAGGGAGGCUUCUUCUCUAAGCUGAAGAAGAUGUUCAGCUGACAGGUUGGAUCUUCAGUCCCUUGAUCACGCAUCAAUAAUCAGGAAGCGGACCGCUUCAACAGCAACAAGUGGACAUGAAGAUCAGUAACAUCGAUCGAUCGUGGUUGUGUUUCCAUGGCGAUACGAGUCUUCUAAACAAUACAAUCCACCCCAGAAGAAUACUGUUGGACUCUUCUGCCCUCUGCAGGAAGGAAACCCUAUGCGGCAAUAAAAGACGUCCACGCCGUGGUUACCGUGGUUACCGAGGCUGAAGGACGUCUCGCAGCCACACACACACACACACACACACACACACACACACUCUGGACUCUGUUUCCCUGCAAUCAGCCUUCUGGCUUCGGGGGAAACCAAAAGCAGACGCUUCUCAUCAGGCUGUGAUGUCACAAGGCGUCUCUUGGUGUCCUUGUCCCUCCCAGCGAGGACGGAACGAAGGCGCUCGGUGUUCAGACGCUCCGAUAUCUUAGAGUAAACAAACGAAUUAAACGCUGGAGCUUAUUCAGGGAAUGUCUGUUCUUCAUUAUCACAGAGACGUGUUGGUCGCUCUCACGCUGCUAGCGAAGGACAAAGAGGUCAAGGUGACAUUUAAAACAUGAGAGCCUGAAUCAGCUGUUGUUUCAUCAGAUGAGGAAACAAAGAUGCUGACAAAAGCCAAGGAGACAUGGACAAGGACAAGACAUACUACGGCCCUCUGUCCUCCCCUCUCUCCUCUCCUCUCCUCUCCUCUCUCCUCUCCUCCCCUCUGUCCUCUCCUCUCCUCUGUCCUCUCCUCUCUCCUCCAUAUGCAUUUGAGAAAGUGAUGUGUCCUCCAGCUGAAGGCGCUGAGAUCCUGACAGACAGACAGGAGGACGGAGGAGACGAGGAGCGGCCUUUCAGCAUUAGGCUCCUCCCACCCGACAAAAUAAAGUCCAAAGAGACAGAAGCACGUUUCUAUAACAACAAUCUAUAACAAUAAUCAUGUCGCAUUGAAUGGGAUGUCAAACGACCAGAAGUGCUCAUCUGCAUGCGGUUGCUAUGCUAACUUAGCAUCUUAGCUUAGCCUCAGGCCUUUAGCUUCACAGCGUGAGAGUUUAAAGAGUUUAAACAGUCAAAUGAUCAGCAUAUUUUCUUUAAUCACAUUUCGUAGAUCCACGAUUCUUAUCACUACUUAACAAAAUGAAACUAUUUCGUUGUCUCAGUACCUGUACUGCAAUGACAAAGAAUAUAAUGUAAUAUUUAAAUAGAUAACAAUCUGCUCCAUAUGGUAUCUAAUGGCAGUUGGUUUCAAAUGGGUUCUGGUCAUACAUCUCAAAUAAAGAUCUAUUGGGAGUGUAAA